Messenger RNA from Salmo salar (Atlantic salmon), 2277 nucleotides. The record is from RefSeq and is a predicted model, not a curated record. NCBI's taxonomy places the organism in Eukaryota, Metazoa, Chordata, Actinopteri, Salmoniformes, Salmonidae.
AUGAUUGGUGGGAUGAGUACAACUGAAGCUGCUACGACAACCACAACUUCAGCGCCUACUACGACAACUACAAUACCUACCACGACAACUACAACACCUACUACGACAACCACAACUGUAGCUCCUACGACAACAUCUGAAGCUCCUAUGACCACUACAACUGCAGCACCUACUUCAACAACCACUGCAGCUCUUACAACCACUACAUCAGCAGCACCUACUUCGACAACUACAAAUGCAGUUCCUACAACAACGACAACUGAAGCUCCUACGACAACCACAACUGUAGCUCCAAGUACAACCGUAGCACCUACGACCACAACUACACCAUCUACUUCGACAACCGCUGCAUCUGCUAAAAUAACUACAACUGACGCACCUACAACACCAUCUGUAGCUCUUACAACCACUACAACUGCAGCACCUACUUCAACAACUACAACUGAAGCUUCUACGAUAACCACAACUGCAGCACCUGCUACGACAACUACAACUGAAGCUGCUACGACAACCACAACUUCAGCGCCUACUACGACAACUACAACACCUACUACGACAACUACAACACCUACUACCACAACCACAACUGUAGCUCCUACGACAACAUCUGUAGCUCCUAUUACCACUACAACUGCAGCAUCUACUUCAACAACCACUGCAGCUCUUACAACCCCUACAUCAGCAGCACCUACUUCAACAACUACAAAUGCAGUUCCUACAACAACGACAACUGAAGCUCCUAUGACAACCACAACUGCAGCUCCAACUGCAACAUCUGUAGCUCCUACGACCACUACAACAGCAGCAUCUACUACAACAACUACAAAUGCAGCUCCUACGACAACCACAACUGCAGCUCCUACUACAACUUUAGAUCCCACGACCAUUACAACAGAAGCACCCACUACGACCACUACAAACGCAGCUCUUACGACAACCGCAACUGAUACUCCUACUACAACUUUAGAUACUACGACCACUACAACAGCAGCACCUACAACGACAACUGUAGCUCCUACGACAACCACAACUGUAGCUCCAAGUACAACUGUAGCUCCUACCACCACAACUACACCACCUACUUCAACAACUACAACUGAAGCUCCUACGAUAACCACAACUGCAGCACCUGCUACGACAACUACAACUGAAGCUGCUACGACAACCACAACUUCAGUGCCUACUACGACAACUACAACACCUACUACAACACCUACUACGACAACUACAACACCUACUACGACAACUACAACACCUACUAUGACAACCACAACUGUAGCUCCUACGACAUCAUCUGUAGCUCCUUUGACCACUACAACUGCAGCACCUACUUCAACAACCACUGCAGCUCUUACAACCACUACAUCAGCAGCACCUACUUCGACAACUACAAAUGCAGUUCCUACAACAACGACAACUGAAGCUCCUACGACAACCACAACUGCAGCUCCAACUACAAUAUCUGUAGCUCCUACGUCCACUACAACAGCAGGAUCUACUACAACAACUACAAAUGCAGCUCCUACGACAACCACAACUGCAGCUCUUACUACAACUUUAGAUCCCACGACCAUUACAACAGAAGCACCCACGACGACCAUUACAAACACAGCUCCUACGACAACCGCAACUGAUACUCCUACUAAAACUUUAGAUACUACGACCACUACAACAGUAGCACCUACAACGACAACUGUAGCUCCUACGACAACCACAACUGUAGCUCCAAGUACAACUGUAGCUCCUACCACCACAACUACACCACCUACUUCAACAACUACAACUGAAGCUCCUACGAUAACCACAACUGCAGCACCUGCUACGACAACUACAACUGAAGCUGCUACGACAACCACAACUUCAGUGCCUACUACGACAACUACAACACCUACUACGACAACACCUACUAAACUACGACAACCACAACACAGCUGUAGCUCCUACGACACCAUCUGUAGCUCCUAUGACCACUACAACUGCAGCACCUACUUCAACAACCACUGCAGCUCUUACAACCACUACAUCAGCAGCACUACUAAUGCAGUUCCUACAACAACGACAACUGAAGCUCCUACGACAACCACAACGGCAGCUCUAACUACAACAUCUGUAGCUCCUACGCACCACAACAGCAGCAUCUACUACAACAAAUACAAAUGCAGCUCCUACGACAACCACAACUGCAGCUCCUACUACAACUUUAGAUCCCACGACCAUUACAACAGAAGCACCCACUACGACCACUACAAAUGCAGCUCUUACGACAACCGCAACUGA